Molecule: messenger RNA, 2179 nt
Organism: Linum tenue
Lineage: Eukaryota; Viridiplantae; Streptophyta; Magnoliopsida; Malpighiales; Linaceae
Source: the annotation of a GenBank genome assembly
UCUGUCCCCAAAGUUUUGCCCAUAAAAAAUCUCUCUCAAUUGGGGGUUUUCUUUCUCUUCCCCGCCUCCCCUGUUCUUUCUUUGCACUAAGCUGCCACCCACUACCUCUGCUCUACUUGUUCCUAAUACCACCACCAUCAUUACUACCUUUACUACUAUCGACUAAUUCAAAGUUGAUUAGAAUGGUGUAAGAGAAGUGCAACCGAAGAAAGGGAAGCAAAGCACAAAAGGGGUUUAAGCAGAAGAAGUCAGAGAGAGAGAGAGUUGUGGCAUGGGAAGCCAUAGGAUGGGAGAGACGGGUUUAUCAGACUCUGGUCCUUCGACUCAUCACCACCACCACCACCAUCUCCCUUACGCUCUUCUCCAUGGAAUGAAUCCUUCGAGCACCGCUUUCAUGAGCCAGGACCCAGCCUUUGAUUUUGGGGAGCUGGAGGAAGCAAUCGUGUUGCAAGGAGUCAAGAUUAGGAAUGAUGAAUCUAAAGCACCAGUGGGAGGUGGUGUAUCAGCAGCAGCUUUAUUCACAGAAGAAGGAGGAAGACCUUCUGCUUCCACAACACUUGAAAUGUUCCCUUCAUGGCCAAUGAGAUUCCACCACCAACAGCAACAACAACAACUCAAUACUCCCAGAGUAGUACUCUUUCCUCCACCCGGGAGUUCAAGGUCAGGAGGGGAAAGCACGGAUUCAGGGUCAGGAGUAAACACAAUCUCAAGCAAAGCUGAAGCCUCAGCUCAUCAUCAUAACCAUCACCAUAAUAAUAACAUUGAGCCAGAAUCACCCAUCAGUAGAAAAGCUGCGUCUUCUUCCUCGGAUCAUUACCACUUCCAACACCAUCAAAUGGAUCAAUUGGCAGUCAGCAAUGGCGGAGCAGGCCCUUCUUCCUCUUCCCACCACCACAUUCAGCAACAGAAUCAGUCAGCUGACAAGCCACCCAAUGAAAAGGUCCCUAGGAAAGGCAUAUCAUCAGAGAAGCCGCUCGAUGCAAAGACACUGAGGCGUUUGGCUCAAAACAGAGAAGCAGCAAGGAAGAGCCGACUGAGAAAAAAGGCCUAUGUGCAGCAGCUAGAAACCAGCAGAAUAAAGCUCAGCCAGCUGGAACAAGAGCUUCAAAGAGCCCGCCAGCAGGGUCUCUUCCUCGGUGGUUGUAGUGGAGCUGGUGGCAAUCUUAGCUCUGCGGCGGCGAUGUUUGAUAUGGAGUACGCGCGGUGGCUGGAGGACGACCUCCGCCACAUGUCGGAGCUGCGGGCGGGGCUCCACGCGCACCUGUCGGACAGCGACCUGAGGAUCACCGUCGACAGGUACAUUUCGCACUACGACGAGAUUUUCCGGCUGAAAGGGGUGACGGCGAAGUCCGACGUCUUCCAUCUGAUCACCGGCGUGUGGGCGACGCCGGCGGAGAGGUGCUUCCUCUGGAUGGGCGGCUUCAGGCCCUCAGAGCUCAUUAAGAUGUUGAUUUCUCAAUUAGACCCAUUGACGGAGCAGCAGGUGAUGGGGAUAUACAGCCUCCAGCACUCAUCACAGCAAGCAGAGGAGGCUCUCUCCCAAGGUCUGGACCAGCUCCAACAGUCCCUCGUCGACACCAUCGCGGGAGGGCCGGUCAUCGACGGGAUGCAGCAGAUGGCCGUCGCCUUGGGGAAGCUCGCCAAUCUCGAGGGUUUCGUUCGCCAGGCUGAUAACUUGAGGCAGCAAACGCUCCACCAGCUCCGGCGGAUCUUGACCGUCCGGCAGGCGGCGCGGUGCUUUCUGGUGAUCGGAGAGUACUACGGCCGGCUGCGCGCUCUGAGUUCAUUGUGGGCAUCUCGUCCUCGAGACACGUUGAUGGGAGACGAGAACUCGUGCCAAACGACGACGGAUCUGCAGAUGGUGCAGCCUUCGCAGUCUCACUUCACCAACUUCUGAUGGAUAAUGGAGGGAACCCUUUUAGCGACGAGUAUUUAAGAGGACCAAACCGGGGAAAAAAAGAGAGGGGGUAAUGUUGUGCAAUAUCGUCCUCAGCUUUAGAAAGGGAUAAUUAGGAGCUCCUUUUUAUCAUUCUUUUCUUCCUUUUCUAUCUCUUCUUUUUCUUCUUGUUCCAUUUCUCUAUGUAGGGUUAGUCUCAUUCCUUAUCUCGGCCGGCCUCCAUCGAUGUUUAGAUUAUGAUAUGGUUAUUGGUUUCAAUGUGUUGUCGUUGUAAAUGUAAAU